AUGCAAGUCGCAGAAAUACUCUCAGACAUAAACUCCCUUCGCGUCUGCGGCCAUAAUGAAGCACUCGCCUUGGUAAAUGUGCACAAAACGAACGCAAGUCCAGAAUCUGCCGAGACUGCCAAUGUCUCAACAGAUAAAGAUGAUCUCCGUCGUGCAAAGGAGCUGGUUGAGUUACAUUACGAAGUUAAGGCACGACACGCCAAUGGGACUGUGGAUGAGGAGCUGAACCAGGCCCGCGAGGAUGUCCAACGUGUUCUAAGAGAGUUAUCGACUGUGUGA
Messenger RNA from Penicillium antarcticum, 279 nucleotides. RefSeq lists its product as uncharacterized. The transcript is spliced from 2 exons. The record is from RefSeq and is a predicted model, not a curated record. NCBI's taxonomy places the organism in Eukaryota, Fungi, Ascomycota, Eurotiomycetes, Eurotiales, Aspergillaceae. Bases 1 to 279 code for a protein of 92 amino acids.